Messenger RNA from Penicillium cataractarum, 2016 nucleotides. Its product is annotated as Zn(II)2Cys6 transcription factor. The record is from RefSeq and is a predicted model, not a curated record. The transcript is spliced from 3 exons. Gene Ontology annotation, molecular function: zinc ion binding; DNA binding; DNA-binding transcription factor activity, RNA polymerase II-specific. Lineage: Eukaryota; Fungi; Ascomycota; Eurotiomycetes; Eurotiales; Aspergillaceae. Bases 1 to 2016 code for a protein of 671 amino acids. Gene Ontology annotation, biological process: positive regulation of transcription by RNA polymerase II; DNA-templated transcription.
AUGGCCGAUCACCUGACCGUUUGCCACUUGCAGUCAACCGAACCACAUUCGUCUUCUACAGUCGAAGCGACCAUCCACGUCCCUCAAAAAAGACAGCGCAUUUAUCGUGCUUGUGAUCAAUGCCGACGCCGCAAGUCCAAGUGUGACGGAGAACAGCCCGUGUGCAAGAUAUGUCAUGCUGCAAAUCGGACAUGCACAUAUCAAACUGGUGGAGGUCGACGAGGCUUGCCCUCCGGAUAUGUCCGAAGCCUUGAAAUCACUCUAGGCCUUGUUCUACAGAAUGUGCCUGGGGGCGAGAGCACUGUCUUCGGCCUUUUACGAGAUGCACGAGGCAAAGGCAACUUCCUCAAAAGUGGACAAGCAGAUCAUCUUGUGACCAUUUGGCGAAAAUCACGAUUAUCAAGAGACGUCAAUCAAUUGUUGAAACCGGAUCAUGAAGAAGCUGGUAAUGAUGGCUCUGACUGGGAUCUGGUGGAGACUCGCGAUCAAGAUGAGAACAUGGAGGAUUCAGUCACUGCACCAACGGAUUUUAGUUCGAACGAGCCCAUGAUCAUGCAGACCGUUCAAGAGACAUUCCAAACACAACAAUUAUUUCAAAACACUCCAAAAACAGUGGAUUGGCGGAUACCGGACAAUAUCCCCGACCUGGUGGACUUUUACUUCACCUACACGCAUUGCUGGUUCCCAAUUCUCGAACGUCGAGAUCUCCUUCGAGCUAUGCAUACGACUGGAAAUCGACCAACACCAAGUGAGGCAUCAUGCCAUAUGGUACUAUGGGCUGUGGUAUCUUACACCUCUAUUCUGAGAGGAAACUACGAUGUCCGCUUACCGUCUCCUUCGGCCAUCCAGCUCUCCAUCCAAGAGCAGCUUCUCGCGGAACCAAGAAGUCUGGAACUUGGCCAUGUCCAUGCAAUACUGAUCUUUGUAUUGACGCAAAUUUCCCUGGGAAAUAUCCAUCACGCCUGGACAUUAGUCGGGCAGGCUACAAGACUCUUGGCCGGCCUGCCACUUACCGCAAGGAAGACACGAUUCCGCCAUACAUUCAACGGCUGUGUCUUCUUAGACACCAUUCUAUCAUCCAUGUUAGGACGCACACCCUGCCUGUCCUUAGAUGAGCAGCUGGAAGAAGGACCGGUAGAGGACGACGAUGUAGACGAGUGGGAUGUCUGGUCCGCGACUCGCACCAACCCCAUCAACGGUGGACGCAUGUCAACCGCUCCUUUGCGUGCGCUGAGCUCCUUCAACAUCAUCCAACAACUCAUGCAAGACUUGUCGCAACUUCUAUACCAACCAAAGUCAAAUUUCCAGUUGGAGGACCUUCUCGACAAUCUUCGUGAAAGACAAGGGGUUAUACUCCAGGAUCGACCAUACAACAGGCAGAACGCGAACAAUCCGCCACUGCUCGUGCUCCAUCUCACAUCCACUUUUACGACACUGUCAUUGAUCCGUAGGUUUGAGCCGGUUUCACCUGCGGUCACAGACCUUUGCAUCAGAACCAUUCACCGCGUGCUCGAUAUACUUGAACAUUACGUUACAAUUGCCGGCGAGGCCGGAAUCUCCCCGUUAGUCCAUUGCUUUGCACUUCAAUGCCAACGGAGCCUCGGCGUCACGAACGCGGCAUUGAGCUCGGCGGAAAAGGCGGACUUGGAAAGUCGCAUUCACAAUUUCUUGAACUUGACCAAGUCGACAAAUGGCCUUGAAUGGAAGAGUCAGCCUGACCACUCGUUCACUGCUCGAUCGUUGAAUCAGGGAGGUCCCUCCGUGUCGAUGGCAAUGUCUGAAAGUGCAGUUGCCAUGACCAACAUCGCAGAAUCUUCUAUCGUGGACUUGCCAAAUAUCACCGAUACCAGUGGAUAUACCACUUCGGCAGCUUUAUCAUACGACGCUCUCUUCGAGGAGAUGGUCACCUCAUUCCCAUCAAGCAGACAAGAACCUGCCUUUGCGCAUAACCUAGGAUUUUAUGACGGAGACCUGGACACAGAUUUCCUCGCCCAACUCCAGGGUCCCUCGGGAUAA